AAUAUCCUCUAAAGUAAUGAUAAAAAGUAUAGUAAAUAUACAGGCCAGUAACAUAAUGUUUAAUUAUCAAGUAUUCUGUACUGUGCAUACUUGUAUGCGCCAUACUUCUGUACGACUGGCAGUGCAAUACCUCUGUUUACACCAGCAUCCCCAUAAGCACAUGAGUAGUACCCUGUGCUAUGACAUUAUGAUGGCUACAAUGUCACUAGGCGAUAGGAAUUUUUAGCUCUAUUGUAAUCUUAUGGGACCACCAUCAACUAUGUGGUCCAUUGUUGAGUGAAAUGUUGUUAUAUGGUAUAUGACUGCACAGAGAAGACAAUGUCCAACAUAAAAGAAUGAAUGGCUAGUGUUGUCAUUUUAGGCAUGUGGUGGUAGUACUUGGUGGUCUAGGGGAAGUGAGCUUCUUGAUCCCUGUGAAUUACUUGAACCAAGGCUGAUGAGGCGAAGGACCAGGAGAGGGGAGGCGCGUUUGUGUGCUGCAAGCCUGUAUCUACUUGUGGGAGACACAGAGGCCUAUGCUGGCUGCCCAUCUUGUCUGCAGGCCAGCCCAGGCUGGGUUCCUGCUGGGGCUGGGGCAGCCAGGCCUCCUAUGUGGGGUUGACCCACCAGGGAGAAGUCCCUGCCAGUCUGUCUGGGGACGCUGGGGCGGGGCAGGGAGAGGUGCUAGGCAGGACCAGCCAGCUGCCAGUGCCCUGGUCCUCGCCCUCUGAGAGUGGAAGGGUGGGGGUGGCGGCCCAGCGUUCCUGGCUGGGAGCCCAGAGGAGUCUUUUGUAAUCACAACAUGAUCUCGUGUGCUGAGCAGCGAAGCCGGCAGGGAGAGGCCAGCAAAGGCCCGACUCCGGUGGCUCCAGCUUCCCUCCCACUCUGGCUCCCCAGGGGCUGCUCUGGAAUUCUCUCGGUGCCCGCUGUUGCCAUGCACUCGGCUGGGCCUCCCAGAGCCGAGUCCCCCAUGCGCAGGCAGGAGAAGGACGCAGAGCUGGAUCGGAGGAUAGUUGCCCUGCGCAAGAAGAACCAGGCCUUGCUCCGCAGGUACCAGGCCUGUCAGCGUCUAUGUCUCUGUGCAUCUGGGGGGCUGUGGCGUGUGCUGACCCCGGGCCCUCCCACAGGAGAUCCAGGAGGACCGUCGGCAGGCAGAGCAGGGGGGCAUGGCUGUGACCACACCGGCGCUCCUCCAGCCCGACGGCCUCACGGUCACCAUCAGCCAGGUUCCUGGUGGUGUUCAGGAGCCCCAGAGCCAGCCUGUGGGGGAACCCCCGGAGGUGGGCUGGGACUAUGCCCAGUGGAAGCAGGAGCGGGAGCAGAUCGACCUAGCCCGCCUUGCUCGGCACAGAGAUGCACAGGGCUACAGGACUGCAGCCAGCUGAGGGAAGAAGGCCUGGCCAGGGCGGGCAGCAGAAGGGGUCCCAGGAGCCACCGGAAACUACAGCCCCCACCAUUGCUCCCUGAUGGAAAAAGUCGGGGCAGGCAACCCAGCAGAUCCUUGGUGGCACCAGCUGCAGGCAGCAAAGUCCGGGGCAAGGAGAGGCUGACUGGCAGGGCCCGAAGGUGGGAUGUGAAGGAAGACAAGGAGGAGCUGGAGAGUCAGGAGGGAAGCCAAAGCACCAGAGAGACUCCCAGUGAGGAGGAGCAAGCACAGAAGCAGAGUGGGAUGGAGCCGGGCCAUCUGGGGAGCACCCCUGCAGCCAGCCGAGCCCUGGCAUCCCCAGAGGGGCCAAAGGGGGAGUCAGCAGCUUCCACAGCUGGCUCAGUGCCCUGCUCUCCACAGGAGCCUGACUUGGCUCCUCUUGACCUUUCUGUAGGAGGGGCUGGCAUCCCUGGGCCUAAGGAGGGCACGUGUUUGCUCAAUCCGAGGCCUGAGGCCCAGGAGAGCCCUGUGUCUUGGCCAGAUGGCUCUGAGCAGCAGCCCCUGGGGUGGAAUAAUCACCAGGCUGAGCUGGAAGUCCAGACUUGCCCUGAGCCACAGAAAGGAGCAGGGCCUCCAGAGCCCAGAGAAGACAGGUCUGGUAAGGCUGGGGCCCAGCAGGGCCUGGCACAGAGAAGCUGGCCCCUGAGAGGAGGCAGCCAAAGGCUGAGAGGCACAGCAGGUGUGAGGCGCAGGACAGGGCGCCCUGGUCCUGCAGGAAGGUGCUGAACACAGCUCCUGGGAGCUGGGGAAGCUGGGGGGAGGGAGAAGAAAAGGGAAGCACUCCAUUAGGAGCCCUCCAUGUGAUGGCCAUGUGGUUGCUGUGGCUUGUGCCAGUGUCACUGAGCAGUGUGGCAAACUCGCCAGCAUGACCACCUUGUGAGGGCAAGGAGUGGCCUCCCUGCAGCUCACACAUUCAUCCCUGUGCACAUGUGUGUUUUCACUUGUGGGCACAGCCCCUGGUGUAUUCCUAUACUGGUGCCUGGCAUCUGAGGUUAGUGCACCCUGACCUGGGCCUACUGCUGCUCAGGCCACAAGCCUUUUCCACCAUAACGAGAGAACAAGGCUUAGUGGCACCUACCACCUGGCUCUCCAUCACCCCUCAGGGCCUGGACUCCCCUUCCAGCUGCUGGCUUCCACUUCUAGCCUGGGCUGGAAUCCCCCAGUCCCAGAUUCCCAGGAUGCCCAACCAGGGAAAUCCUGAGGCAUGGAGGACGGGAGGC
Sapajus apella (tufted capuchin) is the source of this 2625-nucleotide messenger RNA. It is a transcript of the gene CCDC9B, whose product is annotated as coiled-coil domain containing 9B. The record is from RefSeq and is a predicted model, not a curated record. The transcript is spliced from 9 exons. Lineage: Eukaryota; Metazoa; Chordata; Mammalia; Primates; Cebidae. Bases 782 to 2131 code for a protein of 449 amino acids.